Acanthamoeba castellanii str. Neff is the source of this 1425-nucleotide messenger RNA. RefSeq lists its product as uncharacterized. The record is from RefSeq and is a predicted model, not a curated record. The transcript is spliced from 7 exons. Lineage: Eukaryota; Discosea; Longamoebia; Acanthamoebidae. Bases 1 to 1425 code for a protein of 474 amino acids.
AUGCACAUCCUCUGGGCGCAACUCCAGCGCCUCUGCAGGACCGGGGAGACGGAUUUCCUGGACCUCCUGCUGGCCGAGUCGGCCAGUCUUCUCAAGGAGUCGGCGGCCUUCUCCAGCCAUCAUGCUCUGGUCAGCGAGUCCGAGCACCCGCACGGAACGGAGGACUUUGUCAAGGAGUUUGCCAUCCCCGACGCCAUGGGCCUGGUCAUCACCUUCGAUCGACGCUGCAAGCUGUCCGACGCCGACUCUCUGACGAUCUAUCUCGACGAAAAGCGCACCAAGCCUCUGCGACGCUUCACCGGCACUUCGCUGUCCCAAUUCCACCCGGUGGUCAUCGCCAGCAAUCGCUUCUGGCUGCAGUUCCAGCGCCAGAGCGGGAUGCCCAACAACGAACCUCAGUGGGGCUAUCUGAUGAACGUGACUCCGACCAACGAGCUCCUCAACCUGGCGCUCUGGAUCAGCGAGUUCUUGGCCGAGGAGGCGGAUCCCGUCAGGAGCCACACGCCGACCAAUUACGAGCAUGACGACUACGAACCUAUGGCCCUGGAAGACGACGCCGAGCCGCCGCUCGGGGGCCUCUACAGCCGUCUUUACGUCCAGCUCACCCAAUACCUCAGGACCGCCAAGGUGCCCGAGGUGGUGAAGACGGUGGUGCUGCGCCUGCUCAAGCGCCUGCUCAUGCUGGCCAUCGACGACUUCCAGGCCCAGUGGAACAAGCACGGGCUGCGCAAGGGGAAGCGUAAGAUCACCGACAAGGAGGACGGCGGCGAGGCCGAGGCCACGGGCGGCCAACAACAGCAGCAGCCUACGGCGGGGAGCCCCCGCAAGAGCGCGGAGGAGGCCCAGGCCAAGCGCCGGGGCCGGGAGGGCCUGAAGCGCGACCUGCAGCGAUUCGCGCAGGCCACCGCGGUGCUCGAGGACGAGCUCUUCUGUCUGCUGUGCGAGGUCGACCUCCUGCAUUCGCCCUACCUCCAGAACCUGGCCGAGCUCAUCGUCCUCAAGCGGAAGAUGGCCCUGCUCGCCACCGCGAGCGUCGAGGAGAACAUCGCCCUCGACGCCCUCUCCUUCUACCCCGCCUCUCUCGACGACGUGCCGGACUCGUUCCCGGCCUCGCUGACGCUUUCGGCGAGCGAGUCGGUGAUGACGCAGUCGGCGGUGAGCGAGGGCAUCCGCAACUUCAACGCCAUGGCGGCGCUCGACGAGGUCCUCGGGUGCUUCUUCAGCGACAAGGACUUCCCGCGCGCCUUCCUGGCCGAGUCCCGGUGGAACCCGCGCUCGCUCUUCCUCGGCAAGCACGCCCAACUCAGCUCCGUACGCGACUACUCACCACUUGCCCCUCCACUCCCUCUGAUCUCUGCACGAAGUUGUGCUCAUUUUUAUUAUUAUUAUUGUUCUAUUCUAUUUUCUUCUUGGUUGUGCAGCUGA